UGCCUGUGUGUUUGUUUUGUUCCAUCUUUCGCGACUAGUUAUGACGAGUUCUUGGAUCUGAAAUUAAAUUUUGAGUCUAUUUCCUCCAAUUUUAGCAGCUCACACCGAAAGUGCUUGUGAUCGUGAAGUUUCCGUCCUCUCUAUAGUAAAUCGCUAAGAAAUUCAGUGAACGCGACGCGGGCCAUUUCAUGCUUGCUGAACGUGAGUGACCAUUGCAAAGUGCAGGCAGAAUACCUUGAACUUGAGUCAGUUCGCACCUGCGUUUUCCGGCAGAAUUCCACGAGCCUUUCCAACCCAAAUCCUCGCUCACCGGCUUACACGUGGUUUACCAAGGUUAGUACCCGUGGAGAUUCCAUCACAUAUUAAUUCAUGUAUAUAUUUAUAUAAAUAUUUCUCAGCAUUGUGGCUCGUGGAUUUGUCUCGAAGAAAUCGGGGAAUUAGAAACUGCGGUAUCCCGGGGUGCGCUCACGAGGAUUCUAAUCGGAUUGAUCCGGACGAAAAUUCUCACCCGCAAGACACAUGGACACUCCUCAAAACAUUACUUGGAAGAAAGCAUCGGGCGUAACACGCGUGAUGGAUCCGACGGAAAACGUCCCCGAAGUCGGUAACACAGGUACCAUAAAGCAUGAAGUAUCAGAGUUGGAUACGAAAUCGGCAUUCGGCGAAGACCGCGCCGAUCCUGUCCUCCACCCCGUGAAAAGAGAGAACGGAACUUCUUCAUGUGAUGGCUUCAUCUCUCCUAUACCGUUCCAAGGCGAUUCCCUGUACGGUUUUUCCGCUCGCGUAAAAGUCGAAGUAGAGGAAAGUUUAACCGACCUGUUGCGUACAAGCAUUGAAAUUAAGGAAGAAGACACUUGGCAAUCCGACCAAUCGGAAUGCCCAGUAAAAGGCAGUGCAAACGAUGUCGGAAGUGAUUCGCGUCAUACUUUGAAUCGUAUUCCAUUGACUCCGCCUGUUGGACGUGGGAACACCAAUGGCCAACCUCCCCACCAACUCCAAGAUUUCCGUGAAAUAAAACUAGAAUCUAAUGGAGACGCCUGUAACAGCAAAACGUCUUACGAGCCUCAUAUUGAAAGGACAGUAUUUCCGACCGAUGGAGCUGAAAUCCGAAACAAACUAGUCAGAAGCACCCAACGUUCUGUAUCUUCAACGCGUAAAAACCUUCCGAAAAAACGUAUGCGGCCGCUUAAUGGCGAAAAACCUUUCUGUUGCAGUCAUUGCUCUUCCUCUUUCAGCCGAGAAGAUCAGUUAAAGCGACAUAUUCGAACGCAUACUGGCGAGAAACCAAUCAUUUGCAGUCAUUGCUCUUUCUCUUUUAGUGGAAAAAAUGCUUUAAACCGACAUAUCCGAACGCAUACUGGCGAGAAACCUUUCAGUUGCAGUCAUUGCUCUUCCUCUUUUAGCCGAAAAGAUCAUUUAAAGGGACAUAUUCGAACGCAUACUAGCGAGAAACCAUUCAUUUGCAGCCAUUGCUCUUCCUCUUUUAGUCACAAACAUGCUUUAAAGCGACAUAUUCUAACGCAUACCGGCGAGAAACCUUUCAGUUGCAGUCAUUGCUCUUCCUCUUUUAGCGUAAAAGAUCAUUUGAAGGUACAUAUCCGAACGCAUACAGGCGAGAAACCAUUCAUUUGCAGCCAUUGCUCUUCCUCUUUUAGCCAAAAAGGAGAUUUGACGGUACAUAUCCGAACGCAUACUGGCGAGAAACCUUUCAGUUGCAGUCAUUGCUCUUCGUCUUUUAGUCGCAGCAAUGCUUUAAAGCGACAUAUUCUAACGCAUACAGAUGAGAAACCAUUCAUUUGCAGUCAUUGCUCUUUCUCUUUUAGUGGAAAAAAUGCUUUAAACCGACAUAUCCGAACGCAUAUUGGCGAGAAACCUUUCAGUUGCAGGCAUUGCUCUUCCUCUUUUAGCCGGAAUGAUACUUUAAAGCAACAUAUUCUAACGCAUACUGGCGAGAAUCCUUUCAGUUGCAGUCAUUGCUCUUUCUCUUUUAGUGGAAAAAAUGCUUUAAACCGACAUAUCCGAACGCAUACUGGCGAGAAACCUUUCAGUUGCAGUCAUUGCUCUUCCUCUUUUAGCCGGAAUGAUACUUUAAAGCAACAUAUUCUAACGCAUACCGGCGAGAAACCUUUCAGUUGCAGUCAUUGCUCUUCCUCUUUUAGCGUAAAAGAUCAUUUGAAGGUACAUAUCCGAACGCAUACAGGCGAGAAACCAUUCAUUUGCAGCCAUUGCUCUUCCUCUUUUAGCCAAAAAGUUACUUUAAAGCGACAUAUUCGAACGCAUACUGGCGAGGAUCCUCUCAGCUGCAGCCAUUGCUCAUCCUCUUUUAGCCGGAAACGUGAUUUAAAAGUUCAUUUCCGAUCUCAUACCGGCGAGAAACCUUUCGCAGUUGCAGUCCUUGCUCCUCCUCUUAUAUAGUCAAACAGGUUAACUGCAAAGCCACAUAUCCGAUCGCAGACGGGUGAAAAACCCCUUCAGCUGCAGUUUUAGCCUUUCUGUUCUUGUCGAAAAGACAAUUUAAAUCUAUAUAUCGGAAAGCGUACGGGCGAGAAACCCCAGUUACAGUCAUUGCUGUAGCUAGGUUGUAUUAUAUAAUAAAUGCUAACCGUGAAUCGAUGUAUAUUUUUGAAUCUUACGUAUUUUUUGAAAAUUUAUUCGUUCUGUUCUUUUGAUCAGUCUGAUAAUUUUUAUGAUUGCAUUAGUUUUAUAUGAAAUAAAUUGUAACAAAUGUUUUUGAUAUUAAGGAUUCCGUAUUUUGCUGAAAAUGUAACUCGACGUGACAUACAUUGGAAGCACUCCGGCGAAAAACUUUUCAGCUGCAGUCCAUGAUUCUCGUCUGUUGCUGCCUAAAUCAAUUUGAUGCGACUAAUUCGAAAGCACUAGUUGAAAAACUUGUCCUUGCUCUGCUUGGCUUACUGUGAAACGCCUUAUAGCGAACUGCAAAACACUCGCGAAAGCAUUGCCUUGAAAAACCAUUCAGUCGCAGUCAUUUCUCCGUCUCUUUUGUUGUAUAAUAUCGUUAAUUAUAACAUGAAAAUCAGCAAGAGACCUUUCAAUCUUGUUUACUCCGCGCCCCAUUUGGUGAAAAGAAUAACAAAACAUGUAUUUUUAAUUCUAAGAAUCCCGCCUGUAUUUAAUCACUGCCAAAUCUAUUCAGUAUUUUGAAUUAAUUUCGAAAUGAUAAUUGGUGUUUCCUUUUCAGAAAAGUGUCUUGAACUUAAAUCUAUCAAAUACAACUUAUCAAUUUAAAA
This is a messenger RNA of Bemisia tabaci, 3248 nucleotides long. The record is from RefSeq and is a predicted model, not a curated record. Lineage: Eukaryota; Metazoa; Arthropoda; Insecta; Hemiptera; Aleyrodidae.